Syngnathus acus (greater pipefish) is the source of this 2618-nucleotide messenger RNA. It is a transcript of the gene tgm2b, whose product is annotated as transglutaminase 2b. Gene Ontology annotation, biological process: peptide cross-linking. The record is from RefSeq and is a predicted model, not a curated record. Lineage: Eukaryota; Metazoa; Chordata; Actinopteri; Syngnathiformes; Syngnathidae. The transcript has 13 exons. Bases 209 to 2251 code for a protein of 680 amino acids. Gene Ontology annotation, molecular function: protein-glutamine gamma-glutamyltransferase activity.
GAGUCCCGGUGAAGUUCCACUCUAACCUAAAUGUGAAUUGACUGUGGGAAUGACUCCCCCCCCUCAGAACUUUUUGAGGGGAGGGUCGCGUCACGCCCACCCAGCACUCUGGCAUGGGGUGGAGGAAGAGUACAAAUAACAUGCAGAUAACAGCAAAUACACAUUUUCCAUUCAGGUGCUCCACGGGUGACAUUUCCACUCCAAAAACAUGGCUCAAGCUCUAGACAUCGAUCGCUGCAACUUGGAAUGUGACUUCAACAACACAGACCAUUACACUGACCUCAACGGGGUGGACCGGCUGAUAGUGAGGCGGGGUCAACCCUUUACCAUCAGCUUGUAUCUUCGUUCGGGAAGCUACCAACCAGGACUUAGCACUCUGCAAUGCAUUGCUGAGACAGGUCCGCAGCCUUCUGAACAAUACGGCACCCGGGCCUUGUUUGGUCUGUCCGCCAACGUCGACACGUCGCGCUGGAGUGCGGCGGUCGUCAGUCCCCCUGGAGACAGCGUGGCGCUGUCCCUCUGCGCUGCCCCCGAUGCACCCAUCGGACGUUACAACCUGAGCUUGGGACACUCUGCACGGAUUGACUUCAUCCUGUUGUUUAACCCCUGGUGUUCAGGAGAUGCUGUAUAUCUGGACAAUAAGGAGAGUUUGGAAGAAUAUGUCUUGUCCCAGGAUGGGAUCAUCUUUCGGGGCGAUGCCAAACAUCCAAUAGCGACUCCAUGGAACUUUGGCCAGUUUGAAAGUGGAAUCCUGGAUGUGUGUUUGAGGAUUUUGGAUAUGAAUCCCAAAUAUCGACGUAAUCCAGGCAAAGACUGCUCAGGCAGGAGAAAUCCCAUCUAUGUGUCCAGAGUUCUCAGUGCCAUGGUGAAUUUCAAUGAUGAUGACAAAGGGGUUUUGCAGGGAAACUGGACAAACAAAUUUGACGGAGGGGUGAGCCCCAUGUUCUGGAAGGGCAGUGUGGAGAUUCUGCGUUGCUGGGACACACAAAGUUGUCAGCCUGUUCGUUUCGGACAGUGCUGGGUGUUUGCUGCUGUUGCCUGCUCAAUUUCCAGAGCUCUUGGCAUCCCCUGCAGAGUGGUCACCAACUAUUCCUCAGCACAUGACGUUAACAGCAACCUGGUGAUCGAACGCUACAUCAACGAGAACGGGGAACUCAUUCGAUCCAGAGAAAUGAUCUGGAACUAUCACUGCUGGGUGGAGAGCUGGAUGAGCCGACCAGACUUAAUUAGUUCCGCUUAUAACGGCUGGCAAGCCAGUGACCCCACACCUCAAGAAAAAAGUGACGGAGUGUUUUGUUGUGGGCCCAUCCCUGUCAGGGCCAUUAAGGACGGUGAGCUCAUGUACAAGUACGACGCUCCCUUUGUCUUUGCCGAAGUCAACGCUGACGUCAUCACCACCAUGAAGAAAAAAGACGGCAGCACAUCGAAAGUCACCUCGACCCAACUGGUGGGGAAGAAGAUCAGCACCAAAAGCAUUGGCAGCGACCACAGAGAAGACAUCACUCAUCUGUACAAGCAUCCCGAAGGUUCUGAUGAAGAGCGCGAGGCCUUCAAGAAAGCCAACCACCAAAAUAAACUUCUCCAGCAGCAGGACAACCAAGGCCUGAACGUGACUAUCAAAGUGUCCCCGGAGAUGAAAAAGGGCUGCGACUUUGACGUGUUUGCUUUGGUUAGCAACAACACACAGAGCGACAAAAAGUGCCGCCUGCUCUUUGGAUCCUGUGCCGUGUCCUAUAACGGCAAUCAGGGAGGGAACUGCGGCUUCAAAGAUUUACUCAAUGUUGAGCUGUCACCUGGAGGAGCCAGGAAGGUUCCGCUAAGGCUCAACUACUCCAAAUAUGGUGGGCAGCUCACCGAAGAUAACAUGAUCCGUCUGGCAGCUCUCCUGUUUGACUACGCCACUCGAGAAGCCACGCUGGCAGUGAGAAACAUUGUGCUGGACAAUCCUGAAAUUCAAGUCCGAAUUUUGGGUGAACCCAAGGAGAAUCGAAAACUGGCGGCCGAGAUCACGCUAAAAAAUCCUUUGCCGGAGCCAUUGGAGAAUUGCUGCUUCAGCAUGGAGGGGGCUAACCUGACUGGAGGAAGCGUCGUCUCGGAGAGGCUGAGCUUUCCGGUGGGACCUGGGGAAGACGCCAAGGUGAAAAUGUACUUCACUCCCACCCACAGCGGACUGAGAAAGCUGGUGGUGGAUUUUGACAGUAGCAAGUUGUGUCACGUCAAGGGCUACAAAAACGUCAUCAUUGGAAAGUAAUCGCGUUACGAGACAGAAGCAAUAUGAAGGUGUCACUUUAGUUUUUAUCAUAUGUAAAAUGUAUCCCUAUAAAGUUUUUAUGUAGUGUAAUGAGUGUUUAUAUUUUUGUAUGUAAAACGGCACAUGACUUUAAACAGGCAUUUCUUCCAAAUAUAAAUUUGAAGAGACAUUUGGAAUAAUGUUUUUAUCAUUGUCAAUAAGUGUGUGUGUCAAUGUUGUUUUUAUUGGCACAAAUAUUUAAGGCAACUAAGAAUGAAUUAAGAAGCAAUUUACGUAGAACUGACUUCCACAUUCGAAUUUCAAAACAAAUGGAAUGAUUUUUUUUUUCGUCUCACCCCUUGGUUCAUGCCUUGUGUUUGAAUGAUAU